AUGAAAGUUUCUCCCAUUAUGCACCGGAAAGGGAGAGCGGAGAAAUCCGAGGCGAACCAAAGUGAUGGACGGACGCUUGAUGAAAUUUACAAUCAGCUGCAUGGUGAAAAUAACCAUGUUGCGAGGACUAAAUCUGAUACUAAACCGACAUCCGGGGAGAUACCGACUAAGCUUCCUUGGAAUAUGAAGAAAUCCGCUAGUGUAAAGUCCGCUUUUCGACAUUUUGAGGAAGAUGAUAUCGUUGAAACUCGACGGUCGACCACCGUGAGGGAAGGGAAAGAUAAAUCCACGGAGGAUGACGAGGAAAAUAAUGAAGUGGAUGCCAAAGCAGAUGAUUUCAUCAACAAGUUCAAGCAGCAGUUAAAGUUACAAAAGCUCGAUUCAAUCAUUAGGUACAAAGAGAUGGUUAAUAGAGGAAUUGAAAUAUGA
This is a messenger RNA of Hibiscus syriacus, 429 nucleotides long. Its product is annotated as pathogen-associated molecular patterns-induced protein A70-like. NCBI's taxonomy places the organism in Eukaryota, Viridiplantae, Streptophyta, Magnoliopsida, Malvales, Malvaceae. Bases 1 to 429 code for a protein of 142 amino acids. The transcript has a single exon. The record is from RefSeq and is a predicted model, not a curated record.